AUGGCAAGACGGACGUGGUCGUGUGCCCGACUGACUGUCUGGGCUCCUGGAGCGUGGCCUCCGAGGAGGCGCUGCGGAAUCAGUGCGCGGGGAACGGGGAGGUGGUCUCCCGGAACUACACGCAAACCAGGCAGCCGGCGAACGGUGGCGCCGCCUGCGAGGCGGCGGAUGGCGAGACGCAGGACAUCAUUUGUGGGCGGGACUGCGUGGGUUCCUGGGACGUUGU
This is a messenger RNA of Amoebophrya sp. A120, 226 nucleotides long. The record is from the annotation of a GenBank genome assembly. Lineage: Eukaryota; Dinophyceae; Syndiniales; Amoebophryaceae.